Molecule: messenger RNA, 777 nt
Organism: Ctenocephalides felis (cat flea)
Lineage: Eukaryota; Metazoa; Arthropoda; Insecta; Siphonaptera; Pulicidae
Product: mediator of RNA polymerase II transcription subunit 17-like
Exons: 4
Coding region: 35-718 (227 amino acids)
Biological process (GO): regulation of transcription by RNA polymerase II
Cellular component (GO): mediator complex; core mediator complex
Molecular function (GO): transcription coregulator activity
Source: RefSeq, a predicted model, not a curated record
ACCUACAGCAGCAGACAGAUAUGAACUUCUAGAAAUGACAAAAAGUCAGACCUUAUUAGAACAAAUUAUUCAACAAGCACAACACUUUUUUAUGAGAAUGCGUACAGAAUAUGUUUUGGAUACAAUAGCUAAGGAAGUCAAAGAUCCAUUAAUAGUUUCUCAUUGGAAUGCUUUGAAUAGCCCAACACAAAGUUGUGUCAAGAUUAAUAUUAUGACUCAUGGGUAUGAUACUGUGUGCCGAACUUCACUUGUGGUUCAUGUUGGAGAAAAAUCACUAAAAUGUAUAUGCAGAGAUGGAAGAGUAAUGCAUAUGUCAUAUGAACCGCAAGAAUUGAGAGAUCUCAUUUUCUGCCAAAUAUAUCAACACCAAAUAUUAGCACUUCAAGCUGUAGCCAGAUGUAUGGGCUGGCAGCAUUUGGCAACAAGCAGUCAUUUAGGAAUUGGACCAGUAGAGCCUUUAGGAAAUGCUGCCAGCUGCAUUCUAGCAUCGCCUAUGGGAGAUCGUGCUAUAGCAGUUAGAUGUGAACCGCAAAAUGGAAUGCAAGUUUAUAUAUCUCAAAGUCCAAGAAAAGACUUUUUCCCAGGUCAACUGGUUCAGGAAAGAAAGUGGGAAAAUCUUGGCAGUCAAUAUAAAGAGGUUCGAAUUGAAAAAAUGGAAGGUAAAAACUUUUUAAAUAAAAUGGAGUUGCUAAUGGCAAGUUUAACUAGCUCCUCCUAAUACAAUAUAGAAAUUAAAUAUUUAUCUACAUAUUGAAUAUACAUCUUUUAUAUAACAAG